GUGACUAAGUCCAAGACUUGUUGCCAAAACGGCGUCGCUUCGGCUCUGCGUCAUGCCAUGUCGCUGAAUGGCGGUCAAAUAUCGAGGACAGGUAUUGGUGCCGUUCUCAAAGCGGAGAGAGCGAGAGGCAGAAGAAGCCAUCAGGCAAAGUGAUGUUUGGGCAGAGGAUAUGCCAAUGGAGCUUAUCGACAGCAUGAAGGUCUGCUUUCAGCUGAAGCACAACGGCUUGAGGCUGAAGGAGAUGCCGAAAGUGGUCAGAGAGCAUCGACCCUUUGUAGAGGUGGCCUUGGAGGAGAAUGGCCUGGCCAUUGCAUUUGCCAGUGAAGACUUGCAGGCGGAUCGUGAACUCAUGGAGACGGCCUUGCGCAGAACGGGGGAAGCACUGGAGCUGCUGGAGGCCUUCCAGGCAGAUGAGGAGAUCGUUUUGUGGGCAGUGCAAACCUCCGGAACCUGCUUGCGCUUCGCAGCAGAAGAGCUGCGGAGGGAUCCCGAUCUUUGCCUCGAGGCAGUGCGACAGAAUUGGGAAGCAAUUGAGUAUUGCCACCCUACGCUGUACUCGGACUGGGACUUCAUGAAGCAGGCCAUUGGCUCCAGCUGGCGCUGCUUGUCAUUUGCGCAUCCAGAUCUUUGCAACGACAAGGAGGUGGUGCGAAUAGCACUGAGGCACCUGAAGAGCGAAAGAGCACUGAGGCAACACUGGCUAGCGAUGGCCCAAGCCUCGGCUGCCGUCCGGAAGCAGCGGGAUUUGGUGGAGGAAGCUUUACGGUGCGGUUCGUGGCAGGUGCUCCUCCAUGCGGAUGCAACCUUGCAAGACGAUCGAGACUUGCUGCGCUGGGCGCUGCAGCGUAGCGGCUUCGCUCUCAGCUGUGCUUCUGCACGGCUCCGUGAUGACGAAGAGCUGGUCUUCCAAGCCGUCCGCAGCCAGCCCUUGGCGCUAGAGCAUGCGUCGGAGCGCCUCAGGGAUCGGGAGGACCUAGUCUUCCCGGCUGUGCAAAUGGACCGUUGCGCUCUGGAACAUGCUACUGACCGACUCAGAGGAGACUUUGACUUUGUGAUGCGUUGCGUGCAAUGCAAUGGCAUGGUCUCAGAGUUUGCCUCGGAAGCUCUCCGAGCAAAUGAGGAAAUCAUGUCAGCCGCAGUCAAACAAGACUGGCGAGCAGUGAAUUUUGCACCGCCGGCAUUGCAGAGCCACUUGCAAAGCAAGCAGACGUAGAGCGAGAAAGCCACGUGUUUGCUGAGCGGAAGCUAUCGCUCCAAAAAACAGAUGUGAUUAGCAG
Molecule: messenger RNA, 1277 nt
Organism: Durusdinium trenchii
Lineage: Eukaryota; Dinophyceae; Suessiales; Symbiodiniaceae
Source: the annotation of a GenBank genome assembly